AAGUAGCAGUUAGCAUGGCUGAAGAAUUUCCAGAAUGUAAACUUGCUUUUGAAAGUUCCAAGUAACUGUGGCAGCUGCCCACAGUCACUGUGGGGUGAAUGGAUGGCUCUGAAAGAAAUAGAAAUCCUUCAGUGUGUCAGUGGCAGCAAGCAUGGGGUCCUGGCUGCUCGGGAUCUGCGUCCGGGCGGCCAGCUGUUUUCCCUCCCAGUUCCUAAUACACCCCCUCUUGCCUUUUGCUGAGGCCUACAAAACAGCCGUGGGAGGAAAGUGAUUAGAGGAACUUCAGCUGCUUCGCUCCCUCUGAAUAGCCCUCUUUCAUCAGGAUGUGCGGGGACAAGGGCCUUUUUCAACCCAAAUAUCAGGCGAAGACGAGAGUUCCACAAGAGCCAUUUGCUCUCCGUGUGGAAGCAUCGUCCAAGGCCGAGGGCUCCUCGCCGAAGGACUUCAGCCUCCUCCCCACCUCCCGGCUUCCCCCAGGGGAGUGGAGGGCAGGAGCCGGGGUCGCUGACCAUGUGAUCACUGCAGCCACGAACCUUGUUUAUUUUGCCGACUUCUGCAUCUCCCUUCAGCCACCCCUUACUUGUUCUUCAGAGGUUUCCAGCCCGAAUUACUUAAGUGAGAGCUUUUUCAUGGUGAAAGGAGCAGCCCUCUUCUUACAACAGGGAAGCAGCCCCCAAGGCCAGCGAAGUCUUCAGCAUCCCCACAAGCAUGCAGGUGAUUUGCCCCAACAUCUUCAAGUAAUGAUCAAUCUUCUGCGUUGUGAGGAUAGAAUCAAACUGGCCGUGCGCCUGGAGAGCGCCUGGGCGGAACGGGUCCGGUACAUGGUGGUGGUGGACAGCAGCGGGCGGCAGGACACAGAGGAGAGUAUCUUGCUGGGAGUCGACUUUUCCAGUAAGGAAAGUAAAAGCUGUACCAUUGGGAUGGUUCUCCGAUUGUGGAGUGACACGAAAAUCCACCUUGAUGGCGACGGUGGCUUCAGCGUCAGCACAGCAGGGAGGAUGCACGUCUUCAAGCCUGUGUCUGUCCAGGCCAUGUGGUCUGCCCUGCAGGUCCUUCACAAGGCCUGUGAACUGGCACGAAGGCACAACUACUUCCCGGGGGGCGUGGCCCUCAUCUGGGCCACCUACUACGAGAGCUGCAUCAGCUCUGAGCAGAGCUGCAUCAACGAGUGGAACGCCAUGCAGGACCUGGAGUCGACGCGGCCCGACUCCCCGGCCCUGUAUGUCGACACGCCAACGGAAGGGGAAAGGACUGAGCGCCUCAUCAAAGCCAAACUCCGGAGCAUCAUGAUGAGCCAGGACCUAGAAAAUGUGACCUCCAAAGAAAUCCGUAAUGAAUUGGAGAAACAGAUGAACUGCAACUUGAAAGAAUUCAAGGAAUUCAUAGACAACGAGAUGCUACUUAUCUUGGGACAGAUGGACAAGCCCUCCCUCAUCUUUGAUCAUCUUUAUCUCGGCUCUGAAUGGAAUGCAUCCAAUCUGGAGGAGCUGCAGGGCUCAGGUGUUGACUACAUUUUAAAUGUCACUAGAGAAAUAGAUAAUUUUUUUCCUGGCUUAUUUGCAUAUCAUAACAUCCGAGUCUAUGAUGAAGAGACCACAGACCUUCUUGCCCACUGGAACGAGGCGUACCAUUUCAUAAACAAAGCAAAGAGGAACCAUUCCAAGUGCCUGGUACAUUGCAAAAUGGGCGUCAGUCGAUCUGCCUCCACGGUCAUCGCCUACGCGAUGAAGGAAUUCGGCUGGCCCCUGGAGAAAGCGUACAACUACGUGAAGCAAAAGCGCAGCAUUACCCGUCCCAACGCAGGCUUUAUGAGGCAGCUGUCUGAGUAUGAAGGCAUCUUGGACGCGAGCAAACAAAGGCACAACAAGCUGUGGCGCCAGCAGACUGAGAGCUGCCUCCAGCAGCCUGUGGAUGACCUCACGGGAUCUGGGGACUUCUUGCCAGAGACCCUGGAUGACACCCCAGAAUCCCGGCUGCCCUGCUUGGACAAUACUACCCAGCCUGGGCUCCCAGGCAGCAGGGCCCCUGGAGGAGGAGGACCCUCUCUCUCCUGCUGCUUCCGGCGGCUCUCAGACCCUCUCCUGCAUUCCCCCAGCGACGAAACAGGCAGCCUGGUCCAGCUGGAGGCUCUGGAGAAGGAUGCUCUGUUGGAGGAAGCGGCUCAGCCAGCAGAGACGCACAAGCCAGCCAGACCUCCCCAGGAAGGCCCCGGACUCUCUGAGAAGGAAGUGAGGAAGAAACCAGAGUUUGGGAGCCUGAAAACCCAGAGUGGCCCCUUGCCACAGGUGGAGGAGAUGGAAAGGGAAGAGGCCCCAGGAAUAGGGAGGUGGGGGAGGUCCCCAACCCAACUUGAUAAGAACCUGCUCAACCGGGAAAACCUAAAUAAUAACAACAGCAAGAGGAGCUGUCCGGAUGACUUUGAGCAUGAUGCUGUAUUUGGGAUUCUCAACAAAGUGAAGCCUCCCUACAAAUCCUGCGCCGACUGCAUGUAUCCUGCAGCCAGUGGGCCUUCCGAGGCCUUUGGGGAGCAACAUGAGAGCCCUGGGGCUCCCGCCAUCUGCACCCAGCCAACCUUCCUGCCCCACCUCGCCUCUUCCCCUGUCGCCCCCACGUCCAUCAGGUCCCGAGUGCUGGAGAAGCUGGCCUCUGGCCCAACUGAAACGCCCCCAUUCCUACCACCAGCAGGCCCACGGAGGCUGGACACUGGUGGCUCUGGGGCUAGGGCUGCCCCAGAACUACCAGCUGGCCUUUUGGAACCUUCCAGAGAGACCCAAAAAGUCCUGCCAAAGUCCUUCCUUUUGAAGAAUUCUCACUGUGAUAAGACCACUCCCAGCAUGGAAGUAGUGAAGGAGGAAUCGCCACCCAGGAAAGACAUGAAGCCGGCCAAGGACCUGCGACUUCUGUUCAGCAAAGAAGCCGAGAAGCCGACCACACACAGCUACCUGAUGCAGCACCAGGAGUCCAUCAUCCAGCUGCAGAAGGCAGGCUUGGUCCGCAAGCACACCAAAGAACUCGAGAGGCUAAAGGGCACACCCGCAGACCCGGCGUCUCCCCUCAGGGAUGGCACCCCCAGCAGGCUGGAGGCCAGCAUACCAGAGGAGAGCCAGGACCUGGCUCCUGUCCCCCCGCCAGGGGCGAGUGACGAGAAGUCAGAGGCCACGCCCGUUCCGUCAGAAGGAGCCUCGCUGAAGAGCCCCACGCCGCUCCUCUGCCGCCUGGACCACACCAGUCAUUUCUCGAAAGACUUCUUGAAGACCAUCUGCUACACUCCCACCUCAUCAUCCAUGAGCUCCAACCUGACCAGGAGCUCCAGCAGCGACAGCAUCCACAGCGUCCGCGGGAAGCCGGGGCUGGUGAAGCAGCGCACGCAGGAGAUCGAGACUCGGCUCCGGCUGGCGGGCCUCACCGUCUCAUCCCCACUCAAGCGCUCACACUCUCUUGCCAAGCUCGGAAGUCUUGACUUCUCAACAGAAGACCUGACCAGUGAGGCUGACAUGUCCACCGUCGCCGACUCCCAGGAUGCCAAGUUGAGCGAGGCUUCCUUCUUGCAUGAGCCCCAGGGAACCCCCAGGAACCCAGCUUCCACCUCUAAACCAUCAGGGAAAUCUGCCCCAGAAAACUUGAAAAGCCCCAAGUGGCUGAGCAAAAGCUGACCCACCUUUAGUUGAUCACAUGACCCUCCCCUUAGUUUCACUGGAUUUUGGUCAGCCCCUCAUGUCUUCAUUUCCCUUAAACAAUGGCGUUUAAGACACACGUGGCCCAGGAAGAAAGGGGAGUGUCGGCUGUGUGGCUAGAACCAGAGGCUGUCGGCCAGCAGACUCUGAGCCCAGGUCACAUGUUUUCCAGAAGAAUCGUGUCUUAAGGGCAUAUAGAGAUAUGCACACACGUCAAAAGUACUCCGUCUGCGACAUGCCAGAAAGCAGUUGUGAUGAUGGUCUCGUCACUGCGGCACACGUUCCUAGCUCAUUCAGGCCCUUGUGGGAAAAGUCUUGGAUGGCAAUAUAAGUCCUACCUCUGCUCUUGCUGUGCUUCUUAUUUUUAAAAUACAGUGAUGACAAAGGCUCGUUCCAGGGAAUACUGCUGUGUCAGCAAAAGGGUUUCCAAAAAGGAAUUUUUUUUUUUUUUUUUUUUGCUUGGGACCCCAAAAAAGUGUUAGAAUUUUUAGCUGGACUCCACCAAGUACUGCUAGGUAAGGUGUCAGAUGUUGUUGAACCAACUCCAUGGUGCAUGACCAUCUGUGCAGUUGACUGCUCGGUCCUGGUGUAUCACACUGGGGUCAGGUGGGAAAAUGUAUAUGAUGUCCCCAGUUGUCACUUAUGGUGGAUUUUGAAUUGCGCCCUACCUGGGGAGAAGGCCCAUGAAGCGUUGCUGAGUCUGCUCUGCUGUCGAGCCCAGUGGUUGUGAAGAGGUGUUGAAAGUACCUGGUGGGGUGGCGGUCCUGAGGUGCAGACCGUCAUGCCAGGAGCCCUGGCACUCAGGUUCACUCGGUCACAUCUGCUCGUGUUUGGGGAGGAAGAGGAGAAUCCAGCAGUGAGAAACGAUCGCUUCCUCUCUAAGAGCAACUCAGCAGCAACCCCUCUGAAAGAAACGAGACUGUCGGAAAGCUCUGCAGAUGUUUACAGUCACCUGUCCUGCGCGGGGGGUCCCGCUGCCUGCUCCCCUCUGGCUGUUCCCAGUGGCAGGGACGGGGCGCGGGAGGGCCUGCGGUCCCAGCCUGGGCUCUGGGCAACCCCAUUAGACUCGGGAGCUCAACACAUCAAGCCGCUCCAGCUCUGGGCUGGAGUGGAGGGUCGCCUGGUGUCAGUCAACAAGAUGGGACAUUAAAAUAUUUUGAGAAGAGAAAAGGGGCUUGAUUAGAAAGGUUUAAUUCAGGGGUCAGCAAACUGUAGCAUAUGGUCCCAUGAGCUAAGAAUGGUUUUUACAUUUUUCAGGGGUUCUAAAAAAUGAACUAAUAAGCAACAAAGACCGCAUCGCCUGCAAAGCCUAAGAUACUUAUUAGCAGGCCCUCUAUAGAAAAAAGUUCGCUGACCCCCUGGUUUUAUUGGACAGCAUAGGGCUUCCCAGGGCCCUCUUGGAAGAAACUGGGCAAAUGUGAAGCCUCCCCUGCCUCUUGACACCUCAGGCCAAAUCCGUCUCCCACCCCACCCCAGCCCUUGCCAGCCCACCCCCAGCGUGUCUCCUUCAGGGUGGGCAGCUGUGUUCGAGGCAGAACAUCCCUGGCUGAAGCUUACCCGCAGUUGCAGCUUGUCCUCAGGUGGGUCAGCCAGACUAAUUCCAUGAAACCAGAAAGCCUUCAAGGACCAGCCAGAUUUAGAAAGUGGCUGAAUGAGUUGCCAUCUGACAUUGGUCAGAAUGGGACCCCGGCCUCCAACAUUUCUAGAGAGCACCAGGCAGGGUCUUCAGGAGCAAGGCUAGUCCGCAUUUCAAUUAGUGCGAGAGGUUUUUGCAAAAACCUCUCCAGGAAUUUUUUCUUCCUGGCCUUAUCCUUUUAAUUUUUAAAAAUAUGUUAUUUUACUUCAUAGGAAUUUGUUUUCCCACCGCUAUUAAUUGAAAUCACCUUAAGAGGUGAUUAUUCACUUUUCCCAAAAACCCUGUUAGGUUUUUCUCUCUCUCAGCCAACAAAAGCAUAUUCUCAAAAAAAAAUCAAGUUCAGUAUGUCUUGCCAAAUUCAAUUUCAUGUGGUGGAUCAAUUUUUGUGUCAAAAUAAUCCUUUAGGUUUGGUGAUGACAGUCUGUUUUUAAAUCAUGUGUAUGAUAUAUU
Messenger RNA from Miniopterus natalensis, 5760 nucleotides. The record is from RefSeq and is a predicted model, not a curated record. Lineage: Eukaryota; Metazoa; Chordata; Mammalia; Chiroptera; Miniopteridae.